GUCCAAAAUUUAUUUUUCUCUUCACUUUUUUUAUCUCUCAACCACACAACACAACCACCACAGCACAUUCCCAUCAUUACCACCAAACCACCGCCAAAAUAACUGAUUACAAUCACACAUUACAUGAGAGAACAGGUUAUUCAACAUGUUCUAAAUCAUUGAUCCUCCAGAUCACUCCUCAGUUGACUCCAUCAGUCAAUAUUCCUUCCUCAACCAAUCAAACCAUUUCCAACCCACUCAACCCCCCUUCAACUCCAAAUUUUCCCUUCCAGGAAAAUCUGACUUCUAGCACCGCUUUCAGCAGCUUUAGUCCUUCAACCGCAACAAUACUCCCACAAGAGUUCACCUCUUUCACCACGGAUUCUCAAUCACCAUGGCUUCCCAACUCCAAUUCAUCGAGCCUGCCGGCAUCAACACAUCAACCAUCCAACAAUCAGCAUCUGAACAAUCCGCUUCAGCCAGAUCAACCGCAACAGGACUUUGUUCUUUACGAGAGCAGAACACCGAACGUUCAUCGUACCCCUAGUUUAUCCAGUACCUCUGCCUUAACAGCUCAAAAUCGUCGUCACUCAUCUCACCUCGCAUCUGCUUCCCCAUUGCUACAGAAUCAGAGAGUCGCAGCGAUCAUACAAUCUACCGGACAUUCUUCUAACUCGGCUUUCACCAAUCGGUUCAACUCUCCUGCGCAGCUUGUUCAGCAUCAGCACUUUUACCCUUCUGCUCCUGUUUCUCCUGCAACUUUGCAACAACCUCAGCGAUCUCGUCCUCAAGUACCCUUGUUUUCACAAUCAACUGGGAGCAUACCGCGAACUCCAAACAUGGCUUUCCAAGACAUGGAUCUUUUUGGUGAUGAAUUCACUCCUUUCGAGGGUGGAUCCUCGACACAAAACUCAUACUCUUCGGCCUUUUCUUCCCCAGCCAUUCCAACAAUGUAUGAUCCAAUAAACAACUUGUCGUCUUCAAGCUCUACCACCAACAUGAGUUUCGUUUCACCUCGAGAUCUUUCUCUUCGCGAUUCCUUCGCCACGGCCUCUGCUCCCAACUCGGCUGCGUUUACAAACUUGACUACUCCAUCAACGUACAACGAGUCCCCUGCUUUCGAAUACCAAGAUUCGCCUUUUGUCGGUCAAGAUGGACUGAACGACAACACCACUGUUCAAACAGGUGAUGCUUGGUUCUCUCUCUUCCCAGAUGCGGAGAACUUUGAGCAAGCAAACGCCACCAACUCUCCUUUAUUAGUAGAAGAAGAACUCGAAGUCGCUGAACAAUUAAAUGCUAAAAAGGAUACCCGUCGCAAAUCUGGAUCCGCAACAUCUCCCAUGUCAGCCACUUCUGGUAUUCGAAAACCAUCAAAAGCUUUACCACCUAUCAUCGUCGAGGAUUCUAACGACACCGUCGCAAUGAAACGUGCUCGUAACACUCUUGCUGCUCGAAAGUCUCGUCAAAGAAAAAUGCAAAGAAUGGAAGAACUUGAAGAUGAAAUCACAAGGUUAACUGCCGAAGUGGCUCACUGGAAAGAAAAAGCUCUUCGAAGAACUUAAAUGGAUAAUCAUGACUGUCUCUUUUCAGUCGCCGGCACAAUCAUGGAUUGGAGGAAGGGAUUUUGGGUACCCUUUACUUCAAGGAGAUUAUAGUAGCAGCUAUCGCACAGGGGCAAUAGUCAUGACGCUAUAAUUGUGGAUUUCUUUGGUUCGAAAAGUAUUGUUAUAUUCUUUUUUUUUCUAUUUCACACUUUGAUAUUUGGAAUGGUUUGGUAUGGAAUUGUGGGAUGGUUUAACUUCUUUCGUGUUUCCUUUAUAAUAAAGGAUUCUAGGGAUAUGUAUGGGGAUAUCAUUGAAUGAGUGGCUAUUUUGCCGUGGGUUUACAGAUACAUUUUUAUCGUUUUUCUCAUUCUUUUUUCUUUGGCUGGAUUGGAAUUUGGUGGAAAGGAAGUUGGUUUUUUGGUGAGUCUCCCGUUUGAAUCCUAAUUGAUUCAAAUUGUGUGUGUGACCCAAACGUUGUGUUGUGUUGGUUGAAUUUAUUAUUGAUGAACAAUAUACUUGAUUCAUCAAUUUCA
This is a messenger RNA of Botrytis cinerea B05.10, 2056 nucleotides long. It is a transcript of the gene BccpcA, whose product is annotated as BccpcA. The record is from RefSeq and is a predicted model, not a curated record. The transcript has 2 exons. Gene Ontology annotation, cellular component: transcription regulator complex. Gene Ontology annotation, biological process: positive regulation of cellular response to amino acid starvation. Lineage: Eukaryota; Fungi; Ascomycota; Leotiomycetes; Helotiales; Sclerotiniaceae. The coding region runs from base 819 to 1541 and encodes 240 amino acids. Gene Ontology annotation, molecular function: RNA polymerase II cis-regulatory region sequence-specific DNA binding; DNA-binding transcription factor activity, RNA polymerase II-specific.